Molecule: messenger RNA, 1948 nt
Organism: Ictalurus furcatus (blue catfish)
Lineage: Eukaryota; Metazoa; Chordata; Actinopteri; Siluriformes; Ictaluridae
Gene: calr
Product: calreticulin
Exons: 9
Coding region: 123-1388 (421 amino acids)
Biological process (GO): protein folding
Cellular component (GO): endoplasmic reticulum; endoplasmic reticulum membrane
Molecular function (GO): calcium ion binding
Source: RefSeq, a predicted model, not a curated record
AGAAAAGCACGUUGUUGAGAUAUCACCGGUAUUAAUGCGUGCUUGGGUGACGUUAUAACGGUUUUCACGCUAAUUCAUACAUUGUCUAGUACUCUGUUGAGAGCAUAUUUGUUCUGGACAAAAUGACAGCGCUCUGUUUGCUUUUCAUAAGCUUAUCAUUCGCCUUAAUAACCGCAGCAUCGUCCGUUUAUUUCAGAGAGCAGUUUGAAGACGGGGAUGCUUGGAAAAGCCGGUGGCUGGAAUCCACUCAUAAAUCCGACUAUGGCAAGUUUGUGCUGUCGGCCGGCAAAUUUUAUGGCGAUGCCGAGAAAGACAAGGGCCUUCAGACCAGCCAGGAUGCUCACUUUUAUGCUAUUUCAUCUCGGUUUGAGGACUUCAGCAAUAAGGACCAGCCACUGGUCGUGCAGUUCACAGUGAAACAUGAGCAGGGCAUAGACUGUGGAGGAGGCUAUAUUAAGCUUUUCCCAUCAGACCUUAAGCAAGAGGAAAUGAAUGGAGAUUCCACAUACAAUAUAAUGUUUGGUCCUGAUAUCUGUGGCCCUGGCACUAAAAAGGUUCAUGUCAUCUUCAAUUAUAAGGGCAAGAAUCAUUUGAUCAACAAAGACAUCAGGUGCAAGGAUGAUGAAUACUCCCACCUGUACACACUCGUUGUUAAUCCUGACAACACGUAUGAGGUGAAGAUUGACAAUAAGAAGGUGGAAUCUGGAUCUCUUGAGGAUGAUUGGGACUUUUUGCCCCCGAAGAAGAUCAAGGAUCCCGAUGCAAAGAAGCCUGAAGACUGGGACGAGCGGGAGAAAAUCGGUGACCCUGAUGAUAAAAAGCCAGAGGACUGGGACAAGCCUGAAACCAUCCCUGAUCCUGAUGCCAAAAAGCCUGAUGAUUGGGAUGAAGAGAUGGAUGGAGAAUGGGAGCCUCCCAUGGUUACCAACCCUGACUACAAGGGUGAAUGGAAGCCAAAACAGAUUGACAAUCCUGCCUACAAAGGAAAAUGGGUGCACCCUGAAAUUGACAACCCUGAAUACACUCCUGAUUCUGAGAUCUACCAAUACAGCAGCAUUGGAGUGAUUGGAUUGGACCUGUGGCAGGUGAAGUCUGGCACCAUUUUUGACAACUUUCUCAUUACCAAUGACCCAAAAUUGGCUGAGGAGGUUGGCAAUGAGUCUUGGGGUGCAACAAAGGAUGCUGAAAAAAAGAUGAAGGAUAGUCAAGAGGAGGAAGAGAGGAAGAAACGUGAGGAAGAGGACAAGAAAAGAAGUGAAGAGGCAAAGGAUGAAGCAGAUGAAGAAGACAAAGACGAGGAGGACGAAGAUGAGGAAGAUGAUGAGGAGGAGGAUGAAGAAGAUGAAGAGGAGGAGGGAACAGACUCUAAACUUAAGGAUGAGUUGUAGACUUGAAAUGAAACUCCUGCCUUGUCUCCUAUUCUCAAUGGAGGAAUUUGGCAGAGACCUGAACUGUGUUGGACAUUCCUUUGUUUCUCAUCUCAGACAUUUAACAUGUUCAGUUCUGGUGCUGCAAGCAUAUUUAUAACUAAAGCAUACUUCAUUGAGCUUCUUCAGCAUAACCAAGUGGUGUUCAGAGGAACUGAUAUAAGAGGAAUGGCCCACCUUUGUAAUGAAUACAGUGUACAUGAUGGAUUGGGGAAAUUAUGCAACAUGAUUAAGAAGGCUGCAAAAAAGUGAUGGUACACAAAGUCUCUGUGAAUCUCUGCUGUUCAGCUGAAUUCACCAUUUUGUCCUCAUUCAUUUGUUACUGUAUUAUCUGAACAUUUAGGAGCCUGAGAUUCCAACAGAUUGCUGUUCAUUUUCCAUCCAUAGUGCAAUAUGAUUGAACUCUAUGAUUGCGUUUGAGCGCAAGAAUCCUUGUAAGUUUUUUGUUUUUGUUUGUAUGAUUCCAAAUCUAACCUCAAAGAAAAGAUAAAAUUGUAUUGUUAAUAUUUGACAUACCUCCA